Molecule: messenger RNA, 4836 nt
Organism: Hippocampus zosterae (dwarf seahorse)
Lineage: Eukaryota; Metazoa; Chordata; Actinopteri; Syngnathiformes; Syngnathidae
Product: polycomb protein suz12-B-like
Exons: 16
Coding region: 522-2660 (712 amino acids)
Cellular component (GO): nucleus; ESC/E(Z) complex
Molecular function (GO): chromatin DNA binding
Source: RefSeq, a predicted model, not a curated record
GUUUUGAAAAUAUUAACCGGAUAAUCACUUCCAAAAAUGAUAUGCUAUAAUUGGCAAAAGGCGCUCAAUCAACAAUUUACAUGAAUUAAUUUGAAAUUGUGGAUUUAAACCUCAACGUUAAUCAAAUGCAUGUGUGUUUUUUAUUUAAAUCGUCUAAUUUGGUUUAUUACUUUUUAUUACGAUAGUGGAGAGUCGCGUCGUCCUGGUUAGCUUGUCCAGCUAAGGAAGUUAGCUGUUGAACGGCGGCUUCGGGUUGCUUUCGUCUCCCGCAUUUGGAACCUCUUGGCCGGCCUCUGUAAUGCCAACUCGCUGAAGCGCCUCACUGGAGCCUCGCUUGGACAUGGAUUUAAAAAAAUAAUAAAUUAACCCCAAGCCCUCCCAGCUGCGUUGAAUUGUCAAUAUCUCCCCUGUCGCCUUUUUCGCGUGACGGUGAUCCUCUUUUUUUUGACAAAGAAAACCUACUCAAGUUUCUAUCUCUCCUGACAAGCAAACGCCCAAAAAAGAUCGCCUGGUUCCAGUGGAUGGCUCCACACAGGCACGGCCCAUCUGCUGGAAGCCACCCGGUGACCCCAGGUGGCGCCGGCAUGGCGAGGGCGAACGGACUGUACCCGCCGUCGUCCUCCUCAUCCGACUCAAAGAAGCCCAACAUGCAGGUCGUCCGAGCCGACCACGAGUUGUUCCUGCAGGCCUUCGAAAAACCGACCCAAAUCUACAGGUUCCUCCGUACUAGGAACUUGAUCGCUCCCAUAUUCCUACAUAGGACUCUCACCUACAUGUCGCACAGGAACUCGCGGAAAAAGGCCAAGAGGAAAAGUUCCAAGGUGGACAAUCUGCUCUUCCGAGUGGAAAAGAUGCAAGGAGACCAGGAGAUGCACGGCUUGGCGUCCAAUCUGCAGCUCACCUUCACCGGCUUCUUCCACAAAUCGGGGCAACCGUUCCAGGAUUGCGAGAAUGAGCAGACCUCCGUGUCCCUGGAGGUCCUCCUGGUCAAAGUCUGUCACAAGAAGAGGAAGGAUGUGAGCUGUCCGGUCAAGCAGGUUCCAGCCGGGAAGAAGCAGGUUCUUCUCAAUCCCGACUUGACUUCUCCCGGCGGUGCAGGACAUUUCGGAAACUUUCCGUCCCUGCUCAUCCCGAGCAGCGAGUUUGAAACCAGCAACUCGUACAUGGUCAAGUCCUACUCGCUGCUUUUCAGAGUGUGGCAGCCCGCAUAUGACCACAGGCUGCCCCUCAACAGACUUGCAAACGGAGAGGCACACCAUCACACAGAGUUAUCCGAGGACAUGAUCGACAAGAAGAGGCUGAGCUCCCCCCUCAGGGAGGACGGAGAAAACACGCUGGUGGCACAGAUGAUAGUCUUUGAUAAAAACAGACGCCUGCAACUGCUGGACGGCGACUACGAAGUUUCAAUGCAAGAAUUAACACAGCAGUGUCCUCUAAACAACAUGAGAGCAACUUGGGAGACGAUAUUGGACACAAAGCACAUGCCUCCACUAAAGGCAUUCUGCGAAGGCCCGACUCUUCGCUUCACUCUGCGUUGGACCAGCGAAGUCUGCGACGGUUCCACAGCUCCUGUGGCCAAACCUUUGGCAACGCGCAACUCGGAUGCCAAUCGGGAAAGCAAAGCGGUACACGCGUUGAGGAACGCGGCACACGCCACCCACGCUGUGAAAGAAACCAUCAACUCAGACAAAGUCCACACCAGAGCCAGAGAACACGUUCCAUCAGAACCUCGACCCAAACUACGCAUUUUCUACCAGUUCCAGUACAACAACAACAGUCGGCAGCAGACCGAGGCCAGAGAUGACCUUCACUGUCCUUGGUGCACCCUGAACUGCAGGAAGCUGUACAGUUUGCUCAAACACCUCAAACUGUCUCACUCGCGCUUCGUCUUCAACUAUGUGCCUCACCCUAAGGGAGCCAAGAUCGAGGUCUCCAUCAACGAGAGCUACGACGGUUCGUACGCCGGGAACCCUCAGGACGUCCACGGCCAGCCGGGAUUCGCCUUCAGCCGCAACGGACCCGUCAAGAGAGCCGCCGUCACUCACGUCCUGGUCUGCAGGCCCAAGCGCAGCAAGCCGAGUCUGUCCGAGUUCUUGGAGUGCGAGGACAGGGAGCGCCAGCGUCUCAGGUCAUACGUGGGCGGACUUAACCGACUCUACUUCAGAAGCGACAGCUGCGUGCCCAGACCACCGCAGGAGAUGGACGUGGACAGCGAGGACGAGAGGGACCCCGACUGGCUCAAAGAGAAGACCGCCAAGCAAAUCGAAGACUUCACAGACGUGAAUGAAGGCGAGAAGGAGAUCAUGAAGCUGUGGAACCUUCACGUCAUGAAACACGGCUUCAUCGCCGACCACCAGAUGAACGAGGCCUGCCUGCUCUUCACCGAGCUCCACUGCGCUCACCUCGUUCGGCAAAACCUGCGCCGCAACUUCCUGCUGCACCUGGUCAGCAUGCACGACUUCAACCUGGUCAACACCCGAACCAUCGACCAGGCAAUGGCCCGACUUGAGGCCGCCGCGCACGGGGACAAACAACCGGCGGAGGAAGACGAGGCGGAGGAGGAAGACGAAUGGGAGACGGCGGUGGAGUUUCAGAUGGAGACGGACCAGGAGCCGUCGGAGUCUGAAGACCCGAGUAGAUGGCAGGAGAGUCAGAGUUGAGUUAUAAAUUGACCAAUGGAAGGACUCCAACAGAACUUUAUCUUUGGAGCCAUCGUGGUGAUUUUGACCAUCAAGACUUGGCAAUUCUGGAGCACAGAAGCACCAGAGCAGCUUUGUUUCCCAAAUUAUCCUAAAUCUUGAGGACUAUGUUCCUUACGAACUUUUGUUGGAAGUGCAACCAGAAACGCCAAACGAGACUUUGGGAAUCUUCCACCAACUUUUGGGACUUUGAAGUCUUUGACUGAAUAAUUCCAGAUAGUUCAAACACCAGAACAUCAUGUUUUUCAGUUUCUUAGGGUUUUGCCCAUGUUCCAGACUGACCACUUUUGGCGGGGGAACCAUUUGUGGCAACCCAUAAGAUGAAUUUUGGACUCAAGAGACCGAUUCUGGAUCAACAAGACUGUAGAACAGCGUGUUUUCUUGUUUGUUAGAACUUGUUUACUUUGUCCAUGUUAGAAGAAACCCCAAAAUGCACUUUGGGGUUUUAAACCUUCAAUUACGUUUUUGGGACAUUCAGGUCUUGAGGACAAAAUAAUUCAGAAACACAGAGAAACCAGAAUAUUGUUUUCUUUGUUACCUCAAAACUUGAGGAUUUUUUUGUUCCAUUGUUGGGUAUAAACAUGAAGGGAUCAAUCAGUGCGGGGUGACCAGAAAAGCCCCACUAGACUUUUUGUUUGAAGAGUUAAGACAACUUUUAGCACUCACAGAUUGAGUCUGGAUGUAGGUAGGACCAGACCUUCAUUUUUCCUGUCCUUGUCAUGAAAACCCCAAACUGAACUUUGGGUUUGGAAACUCCACUUUUGUGACUUUUUGGGAUGUGAAGACUGAAAAAUUCUGGAGGCCAGAAAAUUUGCUUUUUUUUUCUCUUUGCUAUCCUUAAACUGGUUCUAGAUCAAAAAGACGCCACCAUUUCAUUUUUUCCUUUUUAUCCCAGGGCUUAAGAAUACUGUCCACCUUCCUGACAGUAAAAUGGUGACCAGAUACCUUUCCAAAAUCCAAAACAAGACUUAUUUGUUUGCAACAUCAAGGAACAUUUUUGAACUCGUAGGACUCUGAUUCUGGAUGAAGAAGAUACUUACACUUCAUGCUUUCUCUGUCUUGCCAAUACUUGAGGACUUUAUCUUAGGUCCAGUUAGACCACUGAUGGUGGAGUUACCACAAAACCAUUGCAGAAAUCAAAAGAAGACUUUUUGGUCGGAAUAAACACCUGGAUAUUGUUUAUCUUCUUGUUACCCAUGAACAUCCAAAAUGUCGUCCAUGUUCCUGACAGCGAGACAACCUUGCAGAUCUCCAAACUGGAUUUUUUUCUGGGUCAACGAGUCACCAAAACAUUUUUUUUAAUCUCAAAAACAAGGGACUUUGUUAAUGUUCCUAACGGUGCGUAUCAGUGUGAAACGGACCAUUCACCCACCGUAGGGCACAGGUACCUUUACAGAAACUCAAAGCGGACUUUUUGUUUGGAUCAUUCAGCCAGCUUUUGAAGUUUAGGAUCUUGAGAUCAAAUAAAUCUGGAUGAGAUUUUCCAGGUUGUUAUCCCAAAACGUAAGGACUUGGUCCAAGACCUGCAACACUUGGAUCCACCAAAGAGGACUACAGGUUCUAUUUGAGGGUCAGAUGUCAGAUCCAGGUAUAGCAUCUCAUGAAAAUAUCAGGACGUUAGAGAUCAUCUUAUUCUUCUGCCGGGCUCGUCAUAAUGUUUCAUUCAAUGGUGCUACUUUAUUUUUUCUCUUAAAGAUCUGAUCCAGAAUCUGCCUUGUCCCCUCUGAGCCAAUGUUGCCUUUUGCCAAACGCUAACACUGAAUCUGUAGUUUGAGUCAUCACCAGAAAAUGAAAGUCUAAAGUAAGUAAGUGAAGCCAGCAUGGAGCAGAAGUGCCUUAAUUUCUUCCAGAACCCAGCAGAGGGCAAGACCCCAUACAUGUUCAUCAUUAUUUUCUGCAGAGGAAAAAAACAAUCUGGUGUGCAUUGUUUCAUAAAAGUCCACCGUUUAUACUUUUUGUUGAUGUCCAUGUGACAAUUAAAUAACCAAAACUGGAUUCCUUUUACACCAUGCAUUUGUUAGCUCAGUUUGGAAUAAACCUUUUUUUUGACUGAUGUCACAGCAGCUGGACAACAAAAAUGUAUCAGCAGCCUGCUUUCAACUUAUGAUUUUCUAUUAAAAAGAGCACAUUUUUACAA